AGGGCGCGCACACGUUACUAGUAACUGCAAAAAUCGGGGGACAGAGAAGCGUUCGCCUGACUCGCCCCCACUCCCGAGUGGCCGAAGCCCCGACCGGCGACCCCGCAGAUCUGUCCAAGCGUUCGCCUGACUCGCCCCCACUCCCGAGUGGCCGAAGCCCCGACCGGCGACCCCGCAGAUCUGUCCCAUUGUUCUCCGUCCUCCCCGUCGUGUCCUCCUUGAUCCUUCUUCGAGUGGCAAGUGCUGACCUCGCCUCCUAUUCCUCCGGUAGCCCUACUGGGGCGCCGGGCGCACAGAUCUGCUCACCCCUGGACGCUAGGCGCUGCCCAGCUCUUCCCUGCCAGCCGGUCGCGGCGGCUGCAAGCCAGCACGGCAGGGCUGCUGGUGCCUGCUCUUGUCCUCCGGCACAGCGCAGGGUGUCGGGGUCGCUCCCAGCUGGCCAUCCUCUCGGCCCCCUUGUUGCACAGCGAGUCAAUUUGGUGAAUCCCCCCUCCCCUCUCACGCUCCACCACUGAUCAUGGGGCUACUCAGCAUUAUCCGCAAGAUCAAGCGCAAGGAGAAGGAGAUGCGCAUCCUCAUGGUUGGCCUGGACAACUCGGGGAAGACAACCAUCGUUCUCAAGAUCAAUGGGGAGGACACCAGCAUCAUUAGCCCAACCCUUGGAUUCAACAUCAAGACCAUCAAGUACCACAAAUACUCUUUGAACAUAUGGGAUGUUGGAGGACAGAAGACAAUCAGGUCUUACUGGAGAAACUACUUUGAGCAGACUGAUGGAUUAGUUUGGGUUGUUGAUAGUUCAGACAUAAGGAGGCUUGAUGAUUGCCGUGCUGAACUCCACAAUCUCUUGAAAGAAGAGAGACUAGUUGGAGCUUCAUUGUUGGUUUUUGCAAAUAAGCAAGACAUACAGGGAGCUCUAAAACCAGAUGAAAUUGCGAAGGUUCUGAAUCUGGAAGUGAUGGACAGAAGCAGGCACUGGAAGAUUGUGGGCUGCAGCGCUUACACGGGAGAGGGGCUUCUCGAGGGCUUCGACUGGCUGGUCCAGGACGUCGCUUCUCGGAUCUACGUCCUAGACUGAUGCUAUUUGCCGCGUCAGUCAUCCUAGACUGAUGCUAUUUGUCGCGUUGGUGCUACUUGAGCAUCAUUAGAGUUUGGUGCGUGCAUUAAAGCCUGUACUAAGGCCCUGUUUGUUUAGGGUUUAUGGUUUUAGGGUUUAGGGAUUUGUGUUCACUCUUACUCGCUUCGGAUUUGCGGUGGUAUUUGUUUGCUUGUGUUACAUUGAGGUAAAUCUAAACGAUCAUGAGUUCAUUUCUCUUUAUUUACAUGUCAGAUUAAGUUUUUCCCAA
This is a messenger RNA of Zea mays, 1343 nucleotides long. The record is from RefSeq and is a predicted model, not a curated record. Lineage: Eukaryota; Viridiplantae; Streptophyta; Magnoliopsida; Poales; Poaceae.